Molecule: messenger RNA, 1047 nt
Organism: Pelagomonas calceolata
Lineage: Eukaryota; Pelagophyceae; Pelagomonadales; Pelagomonadaceae
Source: the annotation of a GenBank genome assembly
GUCGGCACGACCCCCGAGGACCCCCGAGACGCCCGCAAGACCGUGAUCCGUGCGCCGGCGGAGAAGCUUCUGCGACCCGCACUCACCUGAGCACAGAUUUGCCAAGCAAGCUUAAAGGCUCCCAACCAGCACACUCACCGAUAGACACGAUGGCGCGGCCGCUCCUUGGAGCCCUGCUGCUCGCGCGCCUUGCGACGGCGCAGGACAUCGACAUCAAGCGAAUAGAGAACCCCGGUGUGGUCCUCUACAAGACCAGCGGCCCCCUGCCCGAGGCGCGGCUCGGCGACGACUUCCCGGGCAGCUUCCCCGCGCGGUUCCUGCGCCAGGCCUGGGGUUUGGAGGGGCCGCAUUCACCGGAAGGCGCCGCCCUGGUCAACGCGACGGGCGUUUGUACUUCCAGUGAAAUCACGGACGAGUUCUUCGGCCAGGCGAUGUUGGAGAGGGCCAAGGCCAUGUUCGACGACCGAGGGUUGAGACACGAGCUCGACGCAUUUCUACAGUCGGGAGUGAGCAACACCCAUUCACCGACACCGCGUCGGAUGUACUGGGUCGGGAUCGACAUCCUGCCGAACCAGAGCCUGGCGCUCCACUCGCACCCGAACGUCGAGUUCGUCUACGUGGCGGCGGGCGUCAUGCACGAGUGGCGCUGCCCGAAGUGUCCUGUGAAACGUAAAUAUAUACCUGAAGAAAUCAAAACAAAUGGGAAGACCAUCGAAAAGUACUGGGGCCCGGACCUGCACAAGGUCAAUGCGAAAGCCAGAGGCAUGUUCCGCCACGACGCGUAUAAUGCCGGAGACAUGUUCAUCAACGCGAUUGGCGACGUGCACCAGUCCUAUACGGAGGAAGAGGGCGUCAAAUUAUUAGUGAUGUGGGGCGAUGGCAACGCCGACGUGCCCCUGGAGCAGCUGCCGCGUCAUUCCGAUUUUUUAAAUGUGGGCGCCGCGAAGGCGUGGGACUAGACUCAUUCAAAUCGUUUUAUUCGAUCUUGCGAGGCGCGCAUCCGCCGCUUCGAAACGCGCUAUUUGCGCAAGUAACAUUCAUACUUUA